Osmia bicornis bicornis is the source of this 3557-nucleotide messenger RNA. RefSeq lists its product as uncharacterized. Bases 630 to 3191 code for a protein of 853 amino acids. The record is from RefSeq and is a predicted model, not a curated record. NCBI's taxonomy places the organism in Eukaryota, Metazoa, Arthropoda, Insecta, Hymenoptera, Megachilidae. Gene Ontology annotation, cellular component: extracellular region. The transcript is spliced from 10 exons.
UUUUAAAAAAUUUUGUACCGCUUUGAAAUAUUUGAAAAAGUGUUAGUUUGAGCGCAGGUGAUUCAACCCUUUCAGUACUGAAUUUUCUUGCAACAGUGAAUUCGCAUUAUAAACCGAAUUAUUAAUUUCAUGAAAGAAAUGCUUUUCUUUAAGACUGCAUUGCACGUGAGUUCACACGAGACGCAGCCUCGUAUUUGCAUAAUUCUUGUAAUAUAUUCACCGCCAAGGCGGAAACAUCCGAUUCGUUCAAGAUCAAGUCCGAGGGAAAGCUUUUCCAAUAAUAACAUAAUCCUUGUUUGAAUUGUAAAAUGAAAGAUUAUCAUUCUUCCGUGGAAUAUAACUCGAGAAAUGCCUUGUUAAUGAAUUCAAAAUCAACAUCAUUGUUUCGCGCGCAUUGCGAUCAUCGAUCGUGUAAGAAAACCUCGCCAGAAAUUUACACUUUAAGAUCUAUCGUUUUCGAGCAUAGUCGUAAAUAUCACUGUGAAAAAAUUCUUGAAAUAUCUCUUGCGUCAUAAAUAAUAAUUAGGUGCAUGUAGGUGGUAACACGAAAGUAUGCAACUUAUGUCGGUAAUUUCUGUGCAUAUCCGAGGCCAUAAGUGGAGUUACAAGAACUCCUAUGAUCAUAAUUCAUGAAAUUAAUUAAAAUAAUAAUUAUUCUUCACAGGAUCUUAGUUUUCGUCCUCCUGGCAGGGUUGUCCUCCGCAGAGGUUCUCCAAACCAUAGCUCAAUGGCCUCUGAUGGACUUCGCCCUACCCUACGAUCGAGGAUUUCUAAAUCAAUAUCGUCCCGAAAACGUAGUACCUACUGGGAUUGAAGUCGGCUGGGAUAAGAUCUUCAUCUGCGUUCCAAGGUUAAGAGCUGGGGUACCAUCGACCUUGAACUAUAUCCCGAGGAAUCUUCCGCUAGAAAGUAGCCCGCAACUUCAAGCGUAUCCAUCAUGGGACUGGCACAGCGCUGGAAAGGGAGACUUGAAUUGUUCGAAGCUGAUCUCUGUCUACAGAUCGAGGCUAGACAGGUGUAAUAGAUUGUGGGUGCUGGAUAGUGGGAUAAUGACGUCGAUCGAUGACUUUAUGCCGGUUUGUAUGCCGAAAAUUAUGGUGUUCGACUUGCAAACUGACCAAUUAGUGCGACAGUACACCUUUCCACGAGAGGUACUAAGGCCAAACACGUUACUGACGAAUCUGAUCAUCGACGAUGUUUCAGCAACCACCUGUGACGAUGUGUUUAUUUAUAUGAGCGACACCGCAGGACCUGGUAUAUUGGUGUUUGAUGGAGCUACAGAUAGGAGUUGGCGAGUUACGCACGCCUCCAUGUAUCCACAUCCAGAUUACUCCACGUACAGAAUUGGCAGUGACACGUUUGAACUGAUGGAUGGCGUGGUCGGCUUAGCUUUCUCCGCAAAACAGGGGAUGGUUUAUUACCAACCCCUGGCGACGGAUCGUCUGUUCAGCGUACCGAGCACUGCCCUUCAAGCUGGUCCUCCAGCAUUUGGAGAACAAUUACCAGUGACCUUGGUAGGCAGAAAAUCGAGUCAAGGUCUCGCGUUGGCCGUCGACCCUCGAGAUGAUACAAUUCUCUUUUCGCCAUUAACCGAAGUGGCAAUUGCUGCCUGGCAACCGCAAACCAAUCGACAAAGAAUCUUGGCAUACAGUCCAGAGAAGCUGCAAUUCGUGGCGGAGAUUCGAUGGGCUCACGAUAAUGGUAAUUUUUGGGUAAUGAGCACCAGGUUCCAGAAGUUCUUCCGAAAAGAGGUCAACGUCCGCGAUAUCAACAUACGAAUCAUGAGGCUAACGGCUGAGCAACUUCCAUUGAAACACGCGAUUCUUAAUUCGUACACUCAAUCGUCGUUUCCCUUACAUUUUUAUAACAACACGUUAGGUUACAUGGAAAUAAUAACUCUAUUGCGAUUUCAUUCGAAAAUGAGGCUUUGCUGGACGAUUUUACUCUUGGUAAUCUUUGACGCAAGAGCGCAUGAAAAGCUGAAGACUAUAUACUCUUGGAAGGCGUUGGAAUUUUUAUUUCCAAACCAGUUUGCCAAAGAAGUGGCAAUUAAGAAUGGAGAUUUCAUACCCGGCGCACCAGUGCCCAUCGACGUUGACGUCUACAAUGGAGGGCACCAGUCGACGGUGUUCGUCGCAAUUCCAAGAUUUCAAAAAGGGGUACCAGUGACUUUGGGCUACGUUACUGACAAGGUGUCUACAGAUGGCAACCCUUUAAUCGCACCCUUUCCAAAUUGGGAGUACAAUGCCAUAGGAAACUGCGACAUGAUCACUAGUGUCUACAGAAUGCAGAUAGAUCAAUGCGAUCGUUUAUGGGUCCUCGACACCGGAGUAGUGGAGGAGACAAAAGUCUGCCCACCAAAAUUACACGUGUUUUCCUUACGCAAAGGCACUCUGAUCACUCGCUAUACUUUUCCUCGUGAUCAUUACAAAGAAGAUUCUUUGCACGUUACCGUGGCUGUCGACGUUCGCAAUACGGAACAAGACUGCAAAGAUACAUUUGCUUACAUCGCCGAUGUGACCGGAUUCGCAUUGAUCGUCUACGAUCAUCGUAAUUCGCGAUCUUGGAAGAUCAACAACAAUUUGUUUUAUCCAUACCCACCUCACGGUACUUUCGAUAUCAAGGAUGUGACGUUUGAUCUUAUGGAUGGGAUCCUGGGUUUGGCAAUGGGUCCCCUUCGAAACGACGACAGGAUACUUUAUUUUCAUUCUCUGGCCAGCAGGGUCGAGUCACGGGUGUCUACUUCUGUAAUUAGGAAUUAUACGCUGUUUCAUGACAAUCCCGAGGCUGCAGCGAGGUCGUUCAUCGCGUAUGAAGGAGAACGAGCUUCGCAAUCGGCAGCUCAGGCUAUGGACCGUCAUGGAGUUCUUUUCUUUGGUCUGUUAUCUGAUCUAGCGAUCGGUUGCUGGAACAGCAAGCAUUUUCCUAAUUAUGGAGGCCCUAAUAACGAGAUACUUGUUACCGAUUCGGAAACAUUGCAAUUUCCAUCAGGGAUGAAGAUCAUCAUCUCGAAGAAAGGCAAACAAGAAUUAUGGGUCCUCUCAGCGGCCUUCCAAAAAUACAUGAGUGGUUCGUUACAUAGUAAUGAAACGAACUUUAUAAUUCAAGCUGGUUUCGUGGACGAACUGGUUCGUGGUACCAAAUGUGACGUGUCUGCUUUGGAUAGUAGAGGCUUUCAAUUUCCGAAAUGAACAUCCUGGCACCACGAGCAGUUUUUUAAAAAUGAUUUCGAGGAUUUCUGGUGGAGAUACUCGAUUUUCGCUAAUAAUUAUUUCAAGUCUUUCUAUUCGCGAAACUAUUUCGAAAAUCAUUAUUAACACCUUAUCUAUUAUUUAUAGACCUUGUUAAUUUAUGAAAUUAAAAAAUUUGAAACAGGUUACUGCUCGUGGUGCUGAAUUAGUGUUAAAUUAGUAUUCUAAGAUUGUAUUAAAAAUUUGGCUGUCAUUAUUUAUUGUUGUGUGUGAAGAAUGAUUAGUUCCUAAUUAAAAUAUUAUUGAUUAUAGUUAACAGUUUAAGAUAUUCAUUAAUGUAAAUAAAACCAGCGAAUCUAACGUUAA